CAGGCCUAUCUUUAUAGGUAAUUGUUAAGAUACCUGACCCUGGAUCAGGGAUAAAGAACGAAGACCGUAAAUCUGUAAAGCACAACGGUUCUCCCUUGUGUAAUACCCACCUGCCGCACUUAUAUAGGUUCCCUAAAUACCUAACCUACCUUGCCUUAGGGUACCAUAUCACAGUUCCAUAACCGCCAGGUACCCGAUCCACUUUCAGUUGAAGUAUCAUGACCGCCAAAGACACCGGCUUGGCCACGUCUGGGGCCUCGGCAGUCCCUGUGUGUAAGACGCCCGCCGCCGACCCCGCUGUGAACAAGACGGCGCCCGUUGCCGAUGCCACUACCAUCGUCGACGGCGCCGCCGCCCCACCUCGCCUGUCCCACCCCCUCGGCCCCGUCACCCCGGGCGAGAUCACCCAGAGCGCCGCCUUGAUCCGCGCAUGCUGGCCCGAGGGCUCCGUGUGCCAGUUCCGGGCCAUCACCCUCUACGAGCCGGCCAAGGCCGAGCUCAUCCCUUAUCUCGCAGCCGAGAGGGCCGGGGAGAGUGUCCCAGCCAUCGACCGCCGCGUCUUUGUUGUCUACUAUGUUGGCUCUUCGGACGCCCUCCACGAGGCUGUGGUAAACCUGACCACCAGUGCUGUGGAGCGCAAUGUCAGGCUCGGGGAUUUCAACCACCCCAGCGCAAAUGGCGAAGAGAUCAUCGCCGUCGAGAAGGCCGCACUGGCACACCCCGACGUCCAGGCCGAGAUCGCAAAGCUUCAGCUCCCCGAGGGCACUCAGAUUGUAAUCGACCCCUGGAUCUACGGUUCGGAUGGUGUCAAGGACGGGAAAUUCUACGACGACAAGCGUGUGAUGCAGUGCUUCAUGUAUAUGCGGGACCCUCAGAACUCGUCUGAGCCUGACAGUUGCCACUACUCGUUUCCUCUACCCAUCUCACCCGUCAUUGACCCGGCGACGAUGAAGCUGGUGCGCAUCGAUAUCUUGCCUACCGGUCACGACGAAACGGUUAAACCCCUUGCUCCGUGGAAACCCGUUGCAGCCAACGAGUACAUACCCGAGGCUCAAGCCCUCCGCACUGACCUGAAGCCGCUCCAUGUCGACCAACCUGAGGGCGCCUCGUUCACCGUUGACAGCUUUUCGGACCUUGGACGUCUCAUUAAGUGGCAGAAAUGGGACUUCAAGGUAGGCUUCAACCAGCGGGAGGGCAUGGUACUAUACGACGUCCACUACAACAACAAGCCGCUUUUCUACCGAGUCAGUCUUUCCGACAUGUCGAUCCCCUAUGCCGACCCUCGGGCCCCGUUCCAUCGAAAGGCGGCCUUCGAUCUCGGCGAUGCAGGUGCCGGUAUCAUGGCCAACAAUCUCCAACUCGGCUGCGACUGCCUGGGCAGCAUCUACUACAUCGGCGGCGUGCUGAGUGACGCCGAAGGCAAGGCCAUGGAUAUGCCCAAUGUCAUUUGCGUCCACGAGCAAGACGCGGGAAUCUUGUGGAAGCACACGAAUUAUCGUACCAACCGUGCCGUCGUGGUCAGGAACCGAGAGCUUGUCGUGCAGACCAUCCUUACGGUGAGCAACUACGAGUACAUUUUGGCGUUCGUCUUCAACACUGCUGGUGACUUUACCUACGAGGCGCGGGCAACGGGAAUCCUUUCGACGCAGCCCGUCGAUCUCGAACUAUCCCAAGUGCCCCAUCCCUUUGGCACUGUCGUACACCCAGGCGUUUUGGCUGUAUAUCACCAGCACCUGUUCUCUCUGCGCAUCGAUCCCAUGGUGGCAGGACACGGCAACACCAUCAUGUACGACGAGGCCGAGGCAAUCCCGCGCGACCCCAAGCUCAACCCGUUCGGGGUGGGAUACAUGGUACGGAAGACGGAGAUCGACACAACUGGCGGGUACGAUCUCGAGCCUGCUAAGAACCGCGUCUUCAAGAUCAUCAACCCGGCCGUGCACAACACGGUCAACGGUGCUGCCGUAGGCUAUAAGGUCAUGGCGCCGCCGAUGCAGCCGAUUCUGGCCGAUGUCGACAGCUUCCACAACAAGCGGGCCGAGUUUGGCGACCACAGCAUCUACGCUACUCGCUACGCGGAUGACGAACUGUACUCUGGUGGCCUGUACACCAACCAGAGCCGGGGCGGCACCGGCGUGCGCAGCUGGGCCGACCGCAAGGAGAGCCUCAAAGGCGGGGACCCGGUGCUCUGGGUUCAGUUCGGCAUAAACCAUAUACCCCGCGUCGAAGACUUUCCCGUCAUGCCGGCCGAAGUCCUCCGCGUCAUGUUGAGGCCUGUCAACUUCUUUGACAAGAACCCGGCCAUCGACGUGGCACCUAGCACACAGGGCGUGAAUUGCAGUGUCGCCCUGAAUGGGAGUGUGGAAUCCGAGCUGGGCGGAUUGAACCCGAACGCGGAAUCUAAAAAGACUGGUGACUGCUGCGGUGUAUCUAACCCUUGACUGUAGAAUGUCUAGGGAAUGAGCUUUGGUUGAUGGCUGCUGUAUCUUGUGGUACACAUUGCAUGGGACCGAGAAGGCAUGUACGGAGCAGAUUGCGGAGCAACUCCAGUAACAAAUGCCAUCCCAUGGGACCAGACGCAAAAACAACAAUACCCGUGGUACAACGGAUUCAGUGUGUAGUAGCGCGAUAACGGGUUUCCCAGCUGAUCAAAUAUCAAGCAAUAAGCUAAUUAGUAGAGAUGAUGUGAUGAUACUGCGUUGUAGGCGGCUGGUGAAGGUUCGUUUG
This is a messenger RNA of Lasiosphaeria miniovina, 2724 nucleotides long. Its product is annotated as copper amine oxidase. The coding region runs from base 219 to 2438 and encodes 739 amino acids. Lineage: Eukaryota; Fungi; Ascomycota; Sordariomycetes; Sordariales; Lasiosphaeriaceae. Gene Ontology annotation, biological process: amine metabolic process. The transcript has 4 exons. Gene Ontology annotation, molecular function: primary methylamine oxidase activity; quinone binding; copper ion binding. The record is from RefSeq and is a predicted model, not a curated record.